Hibiscus syriacus is the source of this 558-nucleotide messenger RNA. RefSeq names its product cell number regulator 6-like. The record is from RefSeq and is a predicted model, not a curated record. NCBI's taxonomy places the organism in Eukaryota, Viridiplantae, Streptophyta, Magnoliopsida, Malvales, Malvaceae. The transcript has 2 exons. The coding region runs from base 1 to 558 and encodes 185 amino acids.
AUGUAUGUUGUUGCAGCUCGAAUGAGCAUGUUUUGUCCGUAUGUGUUGUUCGGACAAAACGUGGAAACUUUGAGAGAAGACGUAACGAGGAACGACGCAUGCAUGUGCUAUGCAGUGUGCGUAGGAGGAAUGGUGACUGCGGCAGCCACUCUCUUCUUCCAUGGCAUCGACCCCCAAACCUCGUUUCUCAUCUGCGAGACACUCCUUUUUUCUUGGUGGUUGUGUGGUAUCUACAAUGGCUUGUUUCGUCAAUCACUGCUGAAGAAAUAUCAUCUCAAGAACUCGCCAUGCAAUCCUUGCCUGGUUCACUGCUGCUUGCAUUGGUGUGCACUGUGCCAAGAACAUCGAGAGAUGAAGAACCAUAAAAACGAUAACACUGAAACGCCGAUCACCAUUAUUAAGCCUCCUCCUGUUCAAGAAAUGAACACCGCCAUCACUACUACCGCCGAUGAAGAUAAUCGGAAAGAGGAUCAGCCAACUGCUUCAUCUUCGUCGCCAAAGUCUCCAUCGGCGGUGAAGGAUCAACAAAUUGCAGAGUUGGAAAUACAUCCGCUGUAG